UUCGACGCUCACCUGCGGUGACGUAGGCAGCCUGCGGACGGGGGCGGAAGUGGGCGAGGGAGCGAGAGGACAAUGUGUGAGCAGGCGGAGGGGUGAGAGGAGCGAGAGGAGCGAAGCCCCCGGACAGUCCCCUCGCCUCCCCGCGACACGACCGAGUGCAGGUGAGGCCCGGUGGGGAACAACAGCUCGGGCCGAACUGCGUGUCACCUGCGCUACUGUUAUUGCGAGUCGUGGGAAUACUCCUCCAAUGUUGUAGGUGCUUGAAGUGAUCCGGAGACCUGGGCCGCCGCCGCGCCGCCGCACCAGGACGCCAUGUCCCACAGCCAGUCAGCCAGUUGCCUGGGCGACCAGGCCCCUCUAAUUCUGGAGAGCCAAUUCUCCACAGAGCUGCACAUAUCUGAGCCGGGCGACGACUGCUGCCAGUCACAGAGCCCCUCCACACCCCAGUUUGAAAUAUCCCCACCCCAGAAAGAUGAAGUAAACCGGCUCGUGGUGCCUCAGCAGGUGGUUUUGAGCACCCAGAGUCCCGCAGCACUAAAGGUCGGCACCAAACAGCUCAUCCCCAAGAAUUUAGCCACGGGAAGCCGUCCGAAAAACCGCCACCACACCACCGUGGUUACGUUCCCAGUGGGACUGGAGCACUCCAGCAGCGGGACCCGGAUCCGACACUCCACCCAGGGGACAGACGUGUCCUGGGAGGACUAUGACAGCGAUGGAGAUGGUUUCUCUUUGAGGAGCAACCGCAGGAACAAGUCGUACCGAGCAGCAGUGACCAGCCUGGAUAUUGAUGCCAUAGCGUCGGGACGAGGGGCUGAAACCCUGCUGAAACCUGUCAGAGAGGACAGAGCACCCAGUCCCGGGCCAGCUCGCAGCCCCGGACGCAAGCGAACCCUGGGGCGAAAGAGGAACCACAAGCAACGCGGAUCCUUCAAAGACGCCACACCGCAACUCUACCAGGAGAUCCGUGAGCGAGGGCUGCAGUCCACCAACCAGGAUGAGAUGCUGGAUGACUUUGUGGUGGUGGAGCCACCUGUGGAGGACCAGGCCAUCAUAGUGAAGAACUACCGGCCAGCACAACUCACCUGGAGCCAGCUACCUCAGGUGAAAGACACCAGUAUCCUGACCCUGGUCUCAGCUAAGGAGAGAAAGAGACAAGAGGCCAUCUUUGAGAUAAUCACCUCGGAGCAUUCGUACCUGCACAGCCUGGGCAUCCUGGUACGCCACUUCAAGGAGAGCGAAGCGCUGAGGAAAACGAUGACGGUCACGGAGCACCAUCACCUCUUCUCCAACAUCUCCGUCAUCCAAAAAGUCAGCCAACGGUUUUUCGAGGACCUCGAGCGGCGCCACUGUGACAACCCAGUGAUCCGGGACAUUAGCGAUAUUGUUCAGAACCACGGCGCCCACCACUUUGAGCCGUACAUCGUCUACUGCUCCAAUGAGACCUUCCAGCAGAGGACACUGCAGAAGCUGCUGACCAGUAACACUGCGUUCAAAGAGGCCCUGAACCAAAUUGAAGGGAGCAGUGAAUGCGGCGGCCUCCCCAUGAUCUCUUUCCUCAUCCUACCCAUGCAGCGAGUAACCAGACUGCCGCUGUUGCUGGAUACAAUCUGCCAGAAAACUCCCGACAAGACAGCAGAGUACUUUGCUGCCGUUUGGUCACUGCAUGCCAUCAGCAAGUUGGUCAAGAGCUGCAACGACGGAGCAUUGCGGAUGGAGAGGACGGAGCAGAUGUACACCAUCCAGAAACAGAUGGAUUUUGGUAAAAUCAAGCCAUUUCCCCUGGUGUCGUCGUCGCGGUGGCUGAAGAAGCGUGGCGAGCUGGCCGUCUGCACCGAGGAGCUCAGCAUCUGGAGGGCUUUCAGCAACAGGAGCUACUACCUGUUCCUCUUCAACGACGUACUGAUCAUUACCAAGAAGAAGAGUGAGGAGAGCUUUGUGGUGAUGGACUACGCCACUCUGGAGAAUGUGGAGGUGGAGGUCGGGGAGGAAGUCGAGGGGCGGAUGUCUCCGCCUGCAAAGAACAGCUCUCAUCACCAUCUUUCUUUCAAACUGCUGAUGAGCAAGAACAACGAGGGGAGAUCGGAGCACAUCUCGCUGAUGGCCGAGUCCAGGGUGGACCGUGCUCGCUGGAUAGUUGCUCUGAUGGAGCAGAAGAAGGCAGGUGACUUCAUCUGUACAGAAGGUCGACCACAGUACGAGGCCACCAAAGCCUACAUGCCGAGGGAGCCAGAUGACCUGGGGCUGCGGCAGGCUGAGCUCGUCAUCGUCCUGCAGACAGAGGAAGCCAUGUGCUAUGGGGAGAGAAUGCGAGACGGAGAGAGAGGCUGGUUUCCUACCAGCUGUGCCACAGAGAUCACCAACCCGACUGCCAUGGAGAACAACGUGCAGCGUAUGAAGCGCCUGCGCAAAGAGACAAACGUCUGACCGGCUCGUUGACCGUACGUGCACAUCAGGAUGGCGUGAUGCUUGUCUUGUUUGUCAAGACUGCAUUGCUGAUGAAUUACAUUGGACACAGGAAUAUGAUAAAUUUCUGUAGCUGUGGUCCAGAAUUCCUUUACCAACAGACUGAAAUCCAUUUUCUAGGAUGUAUAAAGCUUAAAGUGGCCAUUAAUCCCGGCCUGGUGCUCCAGUGGUAUGUGUACAACUGGACCAUGAAGUGGUUUGGGUUUGAGUCCAGCCAGCGUCCAUUUUUCAUGUUGCUGUUAGACCAUCCAGAGAAAUUACACCAGAAACAUUUUCAUUGAGGUGUUUUUGUUCACCUACCCUCUUACUGCAGCCAGUAUAUCUUGCAGUGGCAGGACUCAUCGGCCAACAGAGGACAUUUCACAAGUUGUGCAGCACCACACAGUUGUCCCUGUUGGUGCAGUUGUAAAUGUUUUCUUACUGGCUGUAGUGAAUAACUAGCCUCUGAUGCAGCCUACAGUUUUAUUUCUAAUCUAGGAGGUACAAUUUUUUAUUCUGUCAGCAUACAGUAUAGUAUGAGAAGUGGCAUGCUACAAAUCAUGUGUCUGUUUCCCACACUUUGCUUUCAGCAGUCUCGUCACCUGAUCCUUACUUGGAACUUGGGGUCAGGUAGCGCUAAACAAUGGUUACAUGUCUUUGUCAAUUAAAGAUAUUGUCUGCGUUUCUUUGUUACCAAAGUUUUGGUGAACAUUUGCUAACAUUUGUUUAAUGAUAGACGACUGUUCCAUUGUCACAUCUAGUUGAUUAAACAACAUUAACAGCAACAUGAGAGCUUCUUGGGCUAAAAUAAAUGAAAAAACCCUCAACUCUUGAUUUAAACGUCAACUCGCUACAGUUUGUGCCAUUAAACAGAGCCUGUAUAAAUGAUAAGAAAAUAAAUAAAAUCACCACUGGAGACAGUU
Messenger RNA from Scophthalmus maximus (turbot), 3365 nucleotides. It is a transcript of the gene arhgef16, whose product is annotated as Rho guanine nucleotide exchange factor (GEF) 16. Gene Ontology annotation, biological process: activation of GTPase activity. The record is from RefSeq and is a predicted model, not a curated record. Gene Ontology annotation, molecular function: protein binding; guanyl-nucleotide exchange factor activity. The coding region runs from base 313 to 2424 and encodes 703 amino acids. Lineage: Eukaryota; Metazoa; Chordata; Actinopteri; Pleuronectiformes; Scophthalmidae. The transcript has 15 exons.